AUGCGAUGUAAGCGCCGGGCUCCUUGGCCGACAUCUGAGUUUGACUAUAUUGAUGAGGAUGGAACAUGGCGUAUGAAGCGAACAGUGGGAUAUUUGAACGGGUUCAAUCCAACAAUCCUGGAGACACAACUGUGCAACAAUGAUCAGAAGCUUGUCAUGAACGGCGAUGAAACGCAGGACAUGACGUACUACAUCACCACUUAUUUGACAAAGAAAAGGGACCGUUCAACAAACGAGAGCGCGAUAUUGGCGCAGAGGUUGGCUUACCACAGCGAGCAGAAACGAAAGAAUGGUGAUGUUGCUGAAGCAUCGAGGAAGUUGGUGAUGAGAUGUGCUACUGCACUCAACCGUAACCAAGAGUUGAGUGCUCCAGAGGUCAUUAGCUACUUGAUGAGAUGGGGGGAUCGGUAUAUUUCUCAUACCUUUGCCCCAAUAUACCUCGAAGGCAUAGUGUCGUGCCUGCGACGGUAUUACAUCUCUUUGCAAGAAAAGAGAGCGAAGGUGGAGGAAAUUAGACUGACAAUGGUGUCCGGUGAAGUGGAGACUUGA
Messenger RNA from Lentinula edodes (shiitake mushroom), 549 nucleotides. RefSeq lists its product as uncharacterized. The record is from RefSeq and is a predicted model, not a curated record. Lineage: Eukaryota; Fungi; Basidiomycota; Agaricomycetes; Agaricales; Omphalotaceae. The coding region runs from base 1 to 549 and encodes 182 amino acids. The transcript has 2 exons.